AUGUCGCUUAAACAUCGGAAUAUAACAUCUACUAUUCUCAUUUUUAGUUGUUUAGAUAGAGUUCUUCAACUGUACCAAGAAGAUGUUGUAUUUUCAGUGAAUACCGGUUAUUCGCCAAAAACUCCAUCGAUUCAAUAUCGCACAGAACUAAACUGCAAAUACGUGUACCUUAUAAGACCGAAAAUUUAUGUCAUUGAGUAUACUGAUGAUGAUCUGGGGGAUAUUCUGCAAUGCUUGGAAUAUUGCACUUUUUUCAAUCCAGCUGCUUUGUUCAUACUGAUCGUGGACUUUGUCGAUUCUCAAAUUGUGAACGUUUUAACGAGAUACUUCAUUUAUUCCUUCGUUAUUGUCGAAUAUUCUGGGACUGAUUCCAAAACCUUUUAUGGAAUGCCAUCAGAUGAUCCAUCGACUAAUUUUACUGAACCCGUAAAGAUCGGUCAAUGCACAUCGACAACGAUGUCUCUUACAAAAAUAAUGGUAGAACGAAUGCCCUCUACAUAUGAAUGGGACAAUCCAGUCCUUAAGAUUGGACUAGGACACAGCCCUCCAUAUAUUAUUCAAGAAUCUCCAGGAGGCCCUUUCAAAGGAGUAGACAUCGAUAUUGUAGAAUUUAUAGCCGCCAGAAUGAAAUUCAAGCCAGAAUAUGCACCAACUCCAAAUUUCGUGGGUAACAAAAAGAAUAUCACUUAUGAUGGUAUUUUAGGAUUACUAGCCAGGAAGUCUGCAGGUAUGGUUAUGGGAGGUAUAUUCGCCACCAAAGACUCCUACUUGGACUUCGCAAUUUCCUAUCCAAUUCACAGGACAACUUAUUCUUGGUUCGUACCAGGACCAAUUUUCAUUCCAUUUUGGAGGAGGAUGCUCCUCAUCUUUCAACCAACAGUUUCUUUAGCAAUAAUCUCUUUUUACAUCUUGAUGACUAUCGUUCAAUUCGUAUUCAAUCGUUUAAAUUCGAAGGGAGGAUACGCAUUUUAUGACGAAUUCUUCAAGUUAUAUUCUUCAUCAGUCAGCGCUCCAAUCAGGGUAGCUCAAACAGAAGAGUACUCUAAGAAGAUUUUCUACAUCUGCUGGUUCCUGUUUUGGCUGAUCUUGAACGCCUCAUUUUCGUCGAAACUCUUGGAGAAUCUAAUUCAGACCAAAUAUUAUUUUCCUAUCGAUUCUUUAGAAACUUUGAACGAAAUCAAGUUGGAGGUAUGUAUCCUGAAAGACUUGGAGUUCAGUUUGAAGGGUUAUGGAGGAAGAGUGAUGACAUGCGAAGAUUGCGCUGAUUGUUUAAAUAGAACAGCUCAUCAGAAGGACUUAGUGACUGUGAGGAAUACUGAUUUGGUGGAUUUUUAUAAAUCGAAAUAUUAUGUAAAUUCUCUCGGAGACCCUUUGAUAUUUGCUUUGAAGGAAAAAUAUUUCGCUAUAUAUAAUGUGAUGAUAUUCAGGAAAAACCAUCCUAUUUUCCGAAGGUUCAACGAAAUAUUACGAAGAAUGAUCAGCUCUGGUAUAAUUGCCCGUAUGAGGCAGAAAUAUAAAACAUUUUUGAGUAAGAGCCCGAAAGUUGAAAAAAAAUGGAGAAUACUGCAAAUGAAUCGGUUGAAAUUUAUAUUUCAAUUUUGGUUGUAUGGUUUGAUAUUCAGCAGCUUAGUGUUUGUUUUAGAAAUAGUUUUAAGUAAGCACGAUGUAUCUAUUCAAUGUGAAAACUGA
This is a messenger RNA of Harmonia axyridis, 1689 nucleotides long. RefSeq lists its product as uncharacterized. The coding region runs from base 1 to 1689 and encodes 562 amino acids. Lineage: Eukaryota; Metazoa; Arthropoda; Insecta; Coleoptera; Coccinellidae. The record is from RefSeq and is a predicted model, not a curated record. The transcript has a single exon.